GUCCGAGUGGCAAACUGCAAUCGUUGUUUGCUCGUGUUCGCAGAUUGAUGCGCAAUCGAAGAGAAUAUUCAAAAUAAUAAAUAAUCAUGUGGGAUUUGGUAGCGCUUUUCGCGCUUUUGGUGUUCUUGAUCAGAUACUAUUUGAAAAAUACUUACAAUUACUGGGAGAAGAGGAAAGUUCCAUGCCCAACACCCAAAUACAUCUUCGGCACGCUGUACGAUUCGAUCGUGAUGAAGAAAUCUUUGGCGCAGAUCUAUUACGAACUCUACAACCAAUACCCGGACAGCAAUUACGUCGGUUUCUACAAGUUCUUCAAGCCGGGAGUGGUGAUCCGCAACCCGGAGAUCAUCAGAGACAUCGUCAUCAAGGAGUUCAGCUCCUUCCACGAUAAUGAUUUCUAUUUAAGCGAACACGACGAUUUCAUCUUUGGAAAUAAUCCGUUCGUUCUUCGCGGUCCCAAAUGGAAGGUGGUGAGGAGUCAGCUGAGUCCGAGCUUCACCAGCGGAAAGGUGAAGAAUAUGGCACCGCACGUCAUCGUUAAUGGAAAGAAGAUGUUGAAGUACAUUGAAGAAACGUGCACCAAUGACGUCGCCUGCUUGGAGAUGAAGGAUUUAGCGACGCGAUUCACUAGUGAGAACGUCGCCAGUUGCGCCUUCGGCCUCGAGGGAAACUCCUUCAUCGAUCCCGACGCCAAAUUCAAGGUGAUCGGAAGACAACUCACCGAACCUUCCUUCAUCAGCGGCUUGAAGAUGGUCCUCAUCAUGGCCGUUCCGAUGAUGGCCAAAGUAUUCAGAGUCAAGUUUUUCACGGAUGAUGUGACAGCUUUCCUGAAGAACAUCGUCGUGGAGACGUUGAAAUACCGCAAAGAUAACGGGAUCUUUCGCAACGAUUUCCUCGACUUCAUGACUACUCUGAGGGCGAAGAUCAACAACGAGAAGGAAUUCAACGAGAACGAAAUCACUGCUCACGCUGGUGGUUUCUUCAUCGAUGGAUACGAGACGAGCGCCAUCGUCAUCUCUUACGCUCUAUACGAGAUGGCCGCAAACCCGGAGGAACAGGAACGUCUGAAGGCGAACAUAGAUGAAGUUCUGGAAAAGUACAACGGCGAGUUGACCUACGAGGCCAUACAAGAGAUGGAAUAUUUGGAUCUGGUGCUUAAAGAGAGUCUCAGGAAGAACGUGCCGCUGAUGGCGCUGUCCAAGAUGUGCACGAGACCCUUCAAACUUCCCCCGGCUCGAGAGGGUGGACCAGAGGUCGUUCUGCAGCCCGGUAUGCCGGUCAUCAUACCCGCCUGGGCUCUGCACGUAGAUGAGAAGUACUACCCGGAACCGGACAAAUUCAUACCGGAGAGAUUCGCCGAUAUGGACGCUAUUCCUAAGAACACGUACAUGCCGUUCGGAGAUGGUCCAAGGAUGUGUCUGGGAAUGAAGUUCGGGCAACUGCAGGCCAAAACCUCUUUGGCCACCAUCAUCAGAGACUACCGCCUGGAGGUGGACAAGACUCAAACGUCAGAACCUCUUGAAAUGGAUCCGAGGUUCUUCAUGCGCUCGGCCCGUAACGGCAUAUGGAUCAAGUUGAACAAGCGAAAACCUUAGCCUAAUAAUAUGUAGUUAAUAUCUAGUCUAAACAUAAGCGAGUCUAUAAAUAGAAUUAGAAUAUAAUGUAAUUUCAAGUAUUAUUAUAUAUACAUAUAUAAUUGCGCGUAAAAUAAACACGAAACUGGAACGAGAUAA
Nicrophorus vespilloides is the source of this 1733-nucleotide messenger RNA. Its product is annotated as probable cytochrome P450 6a23. Gene Ontology annotation, molecular function: oxidoreductase activity, acting on paired donors, with incorporation or reduction of molecular oxygen; monooxygenase activity; heme binding. NCBI's taxonomy places the organism in Eukaryota, Metazoa, Arthropoda, Insecta, Coleoptera, Silphidae. The transcript is spliced from 5 exons. The coding region runs from base 87 to 1595 and encodes 502 amino acids. The record is from RefSeq and is a predicted model, not a curated record.